AUGACAAUUACUGAUAUAAAAGUGUUUCUUGUAGCAUUUUAUGCCGUGUUGUUGUUGGUUAAGACAUUUGAUUUAUUGCCGCCUGACCGUUGCCCUGAUAAUGGGGUUGACGUAUCGGACAAUGUUUUACGUGGAACUGGCGUUUUUUCCGCGAUAUUUUGGUCUUCAAAAGCGUCUGACGUCAUUCAAUGUUGGCGGUUUUGUGUUCAACGAAAGCCUUGUCGAUCUUUAACGUUUGAUUACGUCAGCAAAAAGUGUAACCUUAGUACGGACACGUUAACAGAUGGAAUCAGGCAGACAGGGAGGCGUCUCUUGUACUCGGAGUUGGACUGGUUCUCAUCUGAGUUGGAACCGGACUGUUACGGACGCCCCUGCGGCGACAACCAGGUGUGUGUUCCGGGACUCCUUGCGGACGGGAACAUGAAUGGCUGCUCGUAUGCGUGCCUAAACGUAUCAGGACCUGUUUGUCCGCUUCCGGAAUGGCUAAAUGGUCCUCGGACGCCCGGCUCGAUUAACACUCUCAGUUGCAAUGCAUGGGAAGCAGGAGGAGGGACAGCAACAUGCGGCAAAGAUCUAAGGUGGAGCGCCGUGGUUAAAAAGUGCAGACCCAUUUUAAACCUCAAGUGUCAAAACGAUACGGUGUGUGCACCAAUCAACGCCCAGUGCCGUAGCGAGAGAUGUGAAUGCGAACCUGGCAUGUCGUAUAACUUCUCUGACAACCUGUGCGUUGCAGCUGUCUGUGUGAGUCCAAAGUACCUAGUGAACGGAGAAGAGCCGGUGUCGGACGCCCAGUUAAGCGCCUCGUCAGUUAUCACAAUGAAUCGAGUCAUUGUGCCAGCAAAGCCAGACUACGUGCAAGUAUUCAAGAUG
Messenger RNA from Mya arenaria, 870 nucleotides. RefSeq lists its product as uncharacterized. The record is from RefSeq and is a predicted model, not a curated record. The annotation marks the transcript as partial. The transcript has 5 exons. NCBI's taxonomy places the organism in Eukaryota, Metazoa, Mollusca, Bivalvia, Myida, Myidae.